Suillus subalutaceus is the source of this 625-nucleotide messenger RNA. RefSeq lists its product as uncharacterized. The transcript has 2 exons. Lineage: Eukaryota; Fungi; Basidiomycota; Agaricomycetes; Boletales; Suillaceae. The annotation marks the transcript as partial. The record is from RefSeq and is a predicted model, not a curated record.
ACGACUCUGGCCACCAUUGAAACUGGGACAGUUACCGUCAACGACGUCCCACACAACAUCACUCCCAAAGUCAACUUCACGAAGGAUCUCACUCGUUAUUAUGCCCUAUACUCCCAGCUUUCUGCCUGCUCGACUACUAGAUCAUCGACCAGUGCUGACCCCUGCUCUGCUCAUGGAUGCGAAAUCUCUGUCAUGGAGAUGACGACUCUCCAAGGCAUGCAGCUGCCGCAUGAUACUCUACCAAGUUCGAAUUCGGGAGGCGUGAGUGUACCAGGCUUACUGAAUUUUGGGAAUGCAACUUCUCCGGGAGGAGGAUUCUUGAUCGGUCUUGCAACUCAAGAAGAAACCAUUGCUCGUUCAUCUACACUUUCCUCUCUCUCAUGACAGACAUUGCUUAGCAGUUCUACAAUCUCCAUCGCCGUGACGAGAAAGGCGGCUUCUAUCACCAUGCAGUUCGUCUACACCCCUUUGGGAGUGCAGUAGUGAAUGCUGGCGCAGUCUGCAGGCAAAUCGGCGAAAGCGUUGCACAUGAAGAGAUGCGAGAGAGGUAGCGAGGCUAGUGGAGAGCUUUUGAUUGGAGACGGACCACCAAAAAGACCUCAUCCUUGCUGGAUGUUCAUUCAGC